GUAAAAAUGGGUGAAACGUUUGGUGAAGACUCUGAUGCAUACAAGCUCGUGGUUACGGAAGAGAAACUGGUUGCUUAUCGGCUGACGAACGUGAUGAUCUUUCGCUUGCUCAUCUAUUUUUUCUGGCUCUCUCCGUUCCUCCUAUGGUUUCUAUCUUGGAUCAAAGCUUGAAGCUUGACUUCUGCGUUUUCUGGCCGUGCUAUUCUCCGUAUACCUUUCCUGAAAGAAUCUUAUAUCUACUGUUGUACCCAAUAUCGCGAUGAAAUUCGAAUGCUCUGGCCCUUGUAAGGGCGGCGAAUGUCAGUCAAAGGCGC
Guyanagaster necrorhizus is the source of this 314-nucleotide messenger RNA. RefSeq lists its product as uncharacterized. NCBI's taxonomy places the organism in Eukaryota, Fungi, Basidiomycota, Agaricomycetes, Agaricales, Physalacriaceae. The record is from RefSeq and is a predicted model, not a curated record. The transcript has 4 exons. Bases 7 to 171 code for a protein of 54 amino acids.